This is a messenger RNA of Drosophila ananassae, 7154 nucleotides long. RefSeq names its product serine-rich adhesin for platelets. The record is from RefSeq and is a predicted model, not a curated record. Gene Ontology annotation, biological process: regulation of GTPase activity; signal transduction. Lineage: Eukaryota; Metazoa; Arthropoda; Insecta; Diptera; Drosophilidae. Gene Ontology annotation, cellular component: cytoplasm. Bases 10 to 5805 code for a protein of 1931 amino acids. The transcript is spliced from 10 exons.
CUCAUCCACAUGAAAAUGAUACGAUUCGAGAUCGAGGCGACUCAUGAAGCCAACAGUGUCAAUCAGCCGGCAAAUCUAACAGUAUUAUCGGCCGGACCGGCAACGAGCACGCCCCUGCCCACCGCCCGACAGCCGAAGCCCUCCAGUCAAGCUCUGUACGCCGCCGGACCAAGUUCAGCGGCCGGCCAGGUAGCCACUGGAUCAGCAGCAGCAGCAGGAGCAGGAUCAGGACAUGGCCAAGGAGGAGGAAGAGGAGACAACAAUGAUCUAAUGAUUCGACUGCGGGAGUCCAUCAAGCAGAAGGAGGAGUUCCUCAAGUCACCAGUGCCGCCGUCGAUGUCCUCCUCGGCAGGCUCACCCUCGACAAACGGCAAUCAGUUGCAAUCCUCGCCAGCUCAGCAGCAACACCAUCCUGCCACCCAGCAGCAUCAGCAACAGCAGCAGCAGCAUUUUUUUCCACCAGGCGGUCCUGUACAGGUGGUGCAGCCACCGCCUCGAAGGAGCCACCAAUUGUUGCACAAACAGCAACAGCAGCAGCAGCAGCAGCAGCAGCAGCACCUAAGCUACGACAUGUACUAUUCCGGAGGUAAAGUGCAGCAGGUGCAGAGAUCCUCGACAGCGCCAGGAAGCGUUAGCCACCAGCACUACCAGCAGCAGCACCACCAGUUGCAGCAGCAACACCACCAGAUGCAACAGCAGCAGCAGCAGCAGCACCACCGCCAGGUGAUGCUCAACAACAAUGCCAAGUACGCCAAGGAUCUGGACUACUUUGAGACGCUCCAGGAAACCGGAGUGACCAACAAAGUUUUCGAGCGGAAACUGGUAUCGCACAUGUCCAAGGGAUUCGAUCCCUUCAAGCCGCUCUCCAUCAACACCAGCGCCAUGGAGUCCUCCGGAGGGGGAGGCAUCGCCACCACCACCAUCGCCUCCUCCUCAUCGACCAGCACGACGGUGAAGAAGCAGAGCGUCCUGUACGACUCCCUGCAGCAGCAUCCACUGGCCAAGCUGACGCACCACCAGCAUCAGCAGCACCACCAGAUCACGACGGUGGAUGGACAGACCGGGAGUCGGAUGGAGCUGCACAAGGCGACGCUGGCGAACGCCACCAUAGAUCCGAUUCCGCCGGCGGCAGGGAACAAAUACGCCUCGUUGCCGGAGACCUCAGUGAGUGGCAGUUCGGUGGCCACUUUGGCGGACAUCGCCGAGAGUAGUGUUACCUACUCAGCGGCUGGCAGUGUGGAGACACCCACCGGCAGUGUGGUUAGGCGCUACAAGCCCAUCUCCUCCAGUUCCUUUGACGAGGGCAAGCCCAUGCGCCGGAUCUCGUAUCUCCGGGCCACCAACAACGAGGCCGACUUUAAUGCAGAAGCUGCAGCCGCCGCAGCAGCCGCCAGUGGGGGAGCUGGAGCAGGAGUAUCCUCAGAGGCCACCGGGCCAGCUGUCCCCACUAUCAGUGCCCCCGUUUCCAUGCCCAUUCCGGUGGCCGCCGUGGUGGAGCCGCAGAAGACGAAAUCCCUGGUGGAGGAGCAUCCGGAUCCCACGUACGAUGUCAUUGGUGGGACAGGCGGUGGCCAUGAGUUCAUAGAGACGCCCAAUGGCCUGGAGGAUGUGCGUCUGUCGGCCCACGGCAGCCGUCGGGCCUCCAUGAGCAGCGACAUGAGAAGCAGCAUCCACAUCGAUGCGGAGCUGAAUGGCAAGUAUGUGCCCAACGAACUGGAGGCCUUCGAGACGGAGAUCGAGAUCAAGUCCUCCUGCAUUAACGGAAAGCGCAUGUCCGAGUACCGAUCGUGGCGUCAGGUGAAGCUGGAGAUCAAGGGAGAUCUGCUGCGCAUCUACUCAGGCCGUCACGGAAAAUCGGAGCAUAAUGUGAUAGAACUGGAUAUUAGAAACUUUAAGUUCUUCGACGAGUCGCUGGACAAGAAGAAGUACUUGAUUCGGAUGCAGUCGAAGCCCUCGCCCACCGGCGCCCACCUGGCCACCCUGGGCAACGAGCUAAACCUGGAGGACGGGGGGCACGGGGACAAGCUGCUCACCUCCUCCGGCAGUAGCUCGGCCAACGAGCCGAGCGGAUCGGCCCUCUCCGCCUCCACGUCCUCGUCCACGACCAGCAGCAGCGGUCCCUACACGGAGAUCCUCUUCAAGACCAAGAGCAGCAACGAGAUGAAGCGCCUCUUCGGACUCUUGCAGUGGAAGGACAGCCUGAACUACGAUGAUGUAAGUUGGUCCCUAAGGAGUCAGAAGCCACCACUAACCCACUCUCCCUCCCACUCGGAACAGGACCAUCAGGGCAAACAGUUGGCGGAACCCCAGAAGACGGCGGCCAGUGCCAGUUACCUGGACGAUCUGCCGGCCGGAGGAGUGGCUGCCGGGGCGGAUAGCUCCCCGCUGAGCUCCCAUUCCGGCGGCCUGGCCGAGGCGGCUGGCGGCCACCAUCAUGUCUCGGCCCUGCCGGCCGCAGCCGCCAUCGUGGCCGCCACCAGUGACUCCAUUUCCCCGGUGAUGAAGGCCCGCAAGUCCUCCUCCCACAAGCACAUACCCGACAAGGAUCUGGGCUCGCCCAAGUCCAAGAACUGGAAGGAUCUGCUCUUCCGACGCGGCGGCGGCGGCAGUGGCGGUGGCUCUGUUUCCCACCACGACCUGGCCUCGCCCUCCUCCUGCCCGGCCAAGCAGUUCGGCUCCAUCGGCGUGCCCCUGCGCAGCUGCCCCAUGUCCAAGCAGUUCCCCUGCGUCCCCCACCUGGUGGAGGUCUGCACGAAUAUCGUGGAGACCAAGGGCCUCAGUGUAGUGGGGAUCUAUCGGAUUCCCGGGAACAAGGCCGCCAUAUCGGAACUCUCCGAGCUGGUCAACACCAAGGACUUCCAGUUCGAGAGCUGUGCCACGGACGUGCGGUGGGAGGACGUGAAUGUGGUGAGCAGCCUGCUGAAGCUGUUCAUCCGCAGCCUGCCGGACGCCCUCAUGCCGGCCAGCUACUACAUCAACUUCAUCGAGGCGGACAAGAAGACGGGUCUGGAGCGGAUCGUGCUGCUGAAGGAGAUCGUGGAGUCGCUGCCCCGCCACCCGUACGACACCAUGAAGCACCUGAUCCGGCAUCUGUGCCGGGUGAGCGACAACUGCGAGGUGAACCGCAUGGAGCCCAAGAACCUGGCCAUCAUCUUUGGACCGUCGAUCAUCCGGACGCCGAACGAUACCCUGGAGACGGCUGUGAAGGAUAUGAAGCACCAGUGCAGGAUCGUAGAGCUGCUGGUGACACAGUACGAUUACUUCUUCGAGAAUGGGAGCCUGCCGGAUCUGGCGGACGUGAGCGGGGGCAGUGGCGCCGUGAGUGCCGCCCAGCCGCAGCAGCAGACCCAGGAGGAUCAGACCAGCAUGCUGCUCCACAAUCUGUCCAAGAUCGAGCGGAUCACCGAGCGGGAGACGACGAGAACCUCGCGGUUCAUCCCACAACUGAGACGAAAGACGCACGGGAAGCGCGGUGGCGUCAACUCGGACACGUACUCCGGCGAGAGUGUUGUGGUAAGCGGUAGCUCCUCCUCCAGUACCAUCUCCACCACCAUCCACAACCAAAAGAACCACACUAGCAACAGUAGUAGCACCACCAAUACCAUCACCACCACCACCACAACCACAAAAACCAUACAGCAACGUCGGGCACAGCGCAAGGCUGUGCAGAGCAUUUGCGAUCAGGCUCUAAUCCUGCUCCUGCCCUCGCCCUCCUCCUCCUCGGCCCCCACCCCUACCUUUUCCUACGCUCCCUGCCCUACCCCUCGUCCUCGGCCGUCCCCUCUUUCCGUUUCUCUUCCCUUUCAGUCGCUGGACUAUGCCAAGGCGAGCAGCACCACCAGCACGACAAGCACCUCCAGCAGUUCCACUCUCCACAGCGGCAAGGCCACGUCCUCCGGCUCCGGCUCCACGACCUCGUCCAGUUCCACGGCCAAGUUUAGCUCCUCCUCGUCCUCCGCCUCGUCGGCCACCGCAGUGGCCAUAUCCUCGUCCUCGACCUCCACCUCAUCGAAGCUGUUGAGCGCCACCACCAAGAAGCGGACAACUGGAGGCGGUUUCCUCGGCUCGCGGUCCACGAGGAAGGCCAGUUUGGACGAGAAGGACUCGGGCAGCGUCGACUCGGCCGGGAGUUUGGGCCUCAGCCUGGGUCUGAAUCUGAACCUGGCCAAGGAGCAGCAGCGCAGCAGCGUGGACAUCUCGAUCCUGCUGACGGACGACGACUCCAGCAGCCGGCUCAGUGAUACGGGUUCCAUGUCGCUGACCACCAUCACGGACACCCUGGACAGCAAGCUGAGGAAUCUGCGCAGCGGAUCCGAGUCGAAUGAUGAGAACGGGUCGCCGGAGUUCCCCAAGAACAGACGACAUACGCUGGGCCAGCCCCUGCACCUGCACUCCGAGAACAUUCCGUAUGCGGACGAGUCGCCGGAGCGGCUGUUCCACCAGUUCUGCAAUCCCCUGGACAGUGCCCCGCUCUCCCUCCACCUGAGCCGCUCCUGCACGGCCACCAACACCAUCGGAUCGGGAUCUGGAGCUGGCGAUGAGAAGUUAGUGAAGCAAGUGGUGGCUCCCCUGCCGCCCAGCCUGCUGAAGGCGGCCCACAAGCUCCAGCACUCGGCCACCGUGCCGAUCCAUCAGGGCAGCUCCACGGCACCGGCCAGUGGCGCGGCCACGCCCACCGGUAGCAGUUCGGGAAACGGAGCAGUCGGUGGUGGUGGCGGCAGUGGCGGUGGGAGCACCAAGACCAUACAUCCCCGGUUCAGUAGCUACAUGAACUACAAUGCCACCAUUGCGGGAGGAGCGAUGCCGGGAGAGCGGGCCACUGGCGGAGGGGGAUCGGCCGCCUCCGAGGACGACUCCGAGGGCUCCACCACCAGCGAUCCAAAGGAGAAGCUGCUCCUGGGGGAGCGCCCAUCGCCGUCGUUUUUUCUCGAGCGCUACAACAAGAAGAGACGAGACCACCGGCUCUUCCGCUCGGCCAGCUUCAACUGCCGCAACUACUCCACGCGGCACCUAACCGGCAGCCAGCAGCCGGCGGCCGGCUCGGGCGGAUCGGUCACCGUGGGCGUGGCCUGCUGCCAGGCGGUGAGCAGUAGUGCCGCCGCCGCCACAGGCACUGGGCUGACCAAGGACGAGAAGACUGACAUGAAUCUGACCAAGAAGCGGCAGAUCCAGAACAAGCAGAAUCGUUCCAUCAAGCGCCGGCACACGGUCGGAGGACCGCACGACUACACUAAUGGCUGCUCCAACCACAUCCGUGGCGGGCACGAUCUGGCGGCCAUUAACUACAACCACCACAACCGCCACCACCAGCAGCAGCUGCUCAAGCUGGGCAGCUCCCAGGAGCAGGGCGCUGCGGCGGCGGAGACGACAACCACAACGACUACGACCACAACGGUGCUGCGGCGGUUGGGUGGAGGUGGCGGUAGCGGAGGAGUAGCUACCCCAGGAGACGCCAAUGUGGCCCUGCCAGUCACUGGAUCCACCAGCAGCAGCAACACUAGCACCAACAACAACAACUCCCCACAGAGCGAAGGAAGCAACGGCAACGGGGGAGGAGUUGGUGUUGGAGUUGGAGUGGUGGGAGGAGGCAAUGGCGGAGGUGGCGGCGGCGGAGGAGCCAAUGCCACUUCGGGUGGCAACCAGAGCAGCAGCGGCAGCGGCAGCAGCAGCACCACCACCAGCAUCAGCAUCAGCAACAGCGGCAGCAGUAGCAACAGCAGCAGCACCAGCACCACCCCAGCUGGCGGGGAUCAGGUCCUGGAGGUGGGUCUUCGCCUCAAGAACCUAAAUCGCGGACGUUUCUAAACAACUUGGACUCUUUUUGAAAUCACGGCUCAGACAACAAGGACAUCCUAGUCAAGGACAAGGACAAGGAUUGGAAAUCCCAUCAGACUAACCAUCAACCAAGAAGAAGAUUUUGAGAUGAUGCCCUCGAAGGAGGAACCAACAGGACACACCUACACUCGAAGAAAAAGUCAGAAACAGAAACAGAAACAAAAACAGAAAAGUAAAAAUGAAACUACACUCAGAGAAAGAAACACAUGUCAAGUAGCUAAAACAGUUCAAAUUAACGAAUAUCCCCAAAAACAAAGGCUUAAAGUUAAACAAGAGUUUACCAUCAGGGUAUACUAAAAAUAUAUAUUUAAAAACAUGAAUAAUCUGAUAAAAAACAAACAGUUUGAAAGAAAGAAAGUAUUAAGGAUACAAAGGUUUACAAAGAGGUUAUGACAAGUUUGGACAUGUUUAGAUAGGUUUAGAUAGGUCUUAGACAAGUUUAGACCAGUUUAGACAAGUUUAGAUAUGGUUUAGACAAGUUAAGACAUGUUUUAGACCAGUUAAGACAUGUUCGGACAGGACUUAGACCAGUUUGUACCAAUUAAGACUAGUUUAGACCUGUUUAUGCUGGGUUUAGACAUGUUUAGACCAGUUGAGAUAGGAUUUAGACAAGUUUAGACAGGACUAAACAUGUUUAGACCAGUUUAGACAUGUUUGGACAGGAUUUAGACCAGUUUAUACAAGUUAAGACAGGUUUAGACCUGUUUAUGCUGGGCUUAGACAUGUUUAGACCAGUUGAGACAGGGUUUAGACAUGUUUAGACAGGACUAAACAUGUUUAGACAAGUUUUAGACCAGUUUAGGCAUGUUUGGACAGAAACAAACUGAUUUAAAGGCAUUUAGAAAACAGUUUUUUUUGAAAAAUGUCCUUAUAUUCCGAAAUUGGUUCUUCGAUUCGCUGUCAGGACAGUCAGUCAUGCUGAUCCUUGAGGGAAAACUGAAGAAGACUCUGGUUGAUUUUUCCAAAAACCCUCUAGAGUUUUCUUUUUUCAAAACAAAAGGGUUUUUCCAACCAAAACAAACUUAAACAAAAAGGAAUCACUAGAAUUAUUGUAUUUAAAUAUCAAUGUGCAGUUGCUAAAUUUGUGUCCAAAAACUUAACGAAAAAUAACAAAAAAAAUGUUUGAAAAUGAAAAACAUGAUCAAUCAAGUGUAACCAAAGCAGAGAAGUUAAAUUUUUAGUAUUACCAACAUUAUUGUAUCAAGAUAUAUACCUAUAUAUACAUAUAUUCAUGUGCAAAUUCCGACAAGGGGGUUGUGUUUGAAAUGAAAUUCCUCAUUGGUUUCUUAAACAAAAAAAAAAACAGAUAUUUUUUAAAC